Molecule: messenger RNA, 1364 nt
Organism: Rhododendron vialii
Lineage: Eukaryota; Viridiplantae; Streptophyta; Magnoliopsida; Ericales; Ericaceae
Exons: 5
Coding region: 192-863 (223 amino acids)
Source: RefSeq, a predicted model, not a curated record
UUGUACUUUGAAAACCAUAUAGAGUGUGCGAGAAUAUAAAUUUCCUCCAAAACAACAAAAACAAAGUAAAAAAACGAAAAAACAGACGCAGUCCAGCAUCCUUCUUCGGGGGGACCCGGAAAAAACGACGCCGUACCACAAACCUACCUCAAAACCCUACUUUAAACCCCUCUCCCUUCGGUCCAAACUCGAUGGCUCGUCGACGGAUCCUGUUCUUCGCCACCACAACCUGUGCGCGACAAUCGAAUAUCCGUCACAAUGUCCAAUUCAAUCCAUCACAGCAGCACCGCUGGAUUUCCUCCACGACACAGCUCGAUGCGGCGGCCUCAUGGAUGGACAAGAUCAAAGGCGUCAUCACCUGUAAAAAGUCCGCCCCUGAACCAGACCUUCCUUCUCAGGCUAACUUCACCCUCCUUCGGUUUGCGGAGGAGAUGAGGAGUGCGAGAAAAUUAGGGACAUUGAAGCAGUACAUAGUUGGGCGAAGCAGCGAAGCCACUUUCGCUGAAGCUUUCGAGAAGCAGGAAGCUAUUAUUCGGUACCUUGGAGGGUUCGAUCCCACUGGGGAGAAUCUCCAAACCAGUCAAAAGCAAGAAGCAGCUAAGCAAUGUAAUUGCACAAUAGCUGACGUUGAGAAUGCCUUAUCGAAGUUUACUUGGGCUAAAGAAGCACAUAAAAAAGUUGAGAAGUUAAAGGAAGAAGGGAAGCCGAUGCCAAAGAGCUUGGCCGAGGUCCAAAAGCUGAUGGGAUCAACACCGAUGGAUCUUGCCCGGUCAAACUUGGCUAAGAGUGGGCAAAUAAGUAGGAAUGCACUCUGUCCAUGUGGUUCUAAAAAGCGAUACAAGCGGUGCUGUGGGAAGGAUUGAAGAAGCCGACUGUGAAUGAAAGAGAAUAAAAAUCGCAUACUGAAUGGAAUAGGAUAGAAACCCGAAGUGCAAUUCUUAAUAGUAGAGAGGUUCCUGAAGAAAUCAGAAGUGAUGGGGAAAUCGCUAUUGAGAAAGCUCAAUGUGGUUGUUGGUUGUAUUUUGCAGUCCGGAAAGAGUUCUGGAGAAUGUUAAAUUUUGCUCGCCAUGGCCAAAUGUUCUCAUUGUGGACGGUUCAACUUAAACAGCUGCUUGUAAUCUGUUCAUUGUUACUGCUCUGAUUCGGAGAUGGAACAGAUUCAACUACUCAAUGUGCAUAAAGAAUAUCCGUUGUUAUUUUCCUUGUGUUCAUCAAUUUAUGCUAUGUUAAGCUUAUUAGAUUUGUUGAAGGAAAGGAUAAUGAUUGGGAAAUAAAACUCUCUUUCGUGUCCCAAGCAAAAAAAAUAAUUGAAAAAUCGUUAUCUGUGACUUCGUUACCUAUAUUUGACAUUUUUGGAUCUUUUU